GCCACAAACGCUGAGCCCAGGUGGGAGAGGUCUGGCCUAUCCGCGCCUGGCAGCUGUCGGAACUCCGGAGACCACAAAGGGGUUUAUGGUUUACCCCCUCCACGGAAGGUCGGUCUGAUCGCAGCUGCGGGUCGGGGAGAGGGACCGGGGGUCCCCCAGUCAGUAGGCCUCAGAACACCUCUUCAGUGCCGGGGCACCAGACAGCGGAUUUUGCAUUCGACUCUCCCCAAAGUGUGCCGAACAGGUUGGAAGCAAAGGCUCCGGUUUAAGCUCUGGGCUUGGGGAUAAAAUACACUUUUUAAGGACCCAAGUUCCUCGGCAACGACUCCAGACUGGGAAGACCUUUCCAUUUUCAGGAUCGACGCUUCACGUUGAGGGGAGGGCAUUCAGGACGCCCUCUUAAGGCUUCUCCCAACCCAUGGCGCUACCAGGCUCCUCACAGGACCAGGCCUGGAGCCUGGAGCCUCCGGCUGCCACGGCUGCUGCCUCCUCAUCUUCGGGACCCCAGGAGCGGGAGGGCGCUGGGAGCCCCGCGGCCCCCGGGACGCUGCCCCUGGAGAAGGUGAAGCGGCCGAUGAACGCGUUCAUGGUGUGGAGCUCCGCUCAGCGCCGCCAGAUGGCGCAGCAGAACCCCAAGAUGCACAACUCCGAGAUCUCCAAGCGCCUGGGCGCGCAGUGGAAGCUGCUGGACGAGGACGAGAAGCGGCCCUUCGUGGAGGAGGCCAAGCGGCUCCGCGCCCGACACCUGCGCGACUACCCCGACUACAAGUACCGGCCUCGGCGCAAGGCCAAGAGCUCGGGCGCCGGACCUUCCCGCUGCGGACAGGGAAGAGGCAACCUGGCCAGCGGCGGCCCGCUCUGGGGGCCGGGGUACGCGACCACCCAACCGAGCAGAGGCUUUGGGUACAGACCCCCCAGCUACUCGACAGCCUACCUGCCUGGCAGCUAUGGCUCUUCCCACUGCAAACUGGAAGCCCCCUCACCGUGCUCCCUCCCUCAGAGUGACCCUAGGCUCCAGGGGGAACUGCUGCCCACCUAUACCCACUACCUGCCCCCUGGCUCUCCCACUCCAUACAACCCUCCCCUUGCUGGUGCCCCCAUGCCCCUAACCCACCUCUAACCCUCAUGGACGCAGACCUCACGGGACGGGCCUCAUCCUCCUUUUUUAAUCCAGCAGCAUCCCCUACCCCAGGCUGUCAACCCUUUCUCCUGUUGGACUACAGUUCAGAGGCAGCCUGCAGUCCUCCCAUGAUAGCCAGGGAGAGCCGCACAACAUACAAUUAUAUUUUUGGUAGUAUUAAACAGUUUUGUAUUAUUCAA
This is a messenger RNA of Homo sapiens (human), 1320 nucleotides long. It is a transcript of the gene SOX15, whose product is annotated as SRY-box transcription factor 15. Gene Ontology annotation, molecular function: DNA binding; RNA polymerase II cis-regulatory region sequence-specific DNA binding; DNA-binding transcription factor activity, RNA polymerase II-specific. Gene Ontology annotation, cellular component: nucleus; transcription regulator complex; cytoplasm. The record is from RefSeq and is marked reviewed. The transcript is spliced from 2 exons. Gene Ontology annotation, biological process: positive regulation of G0 to G1 transition; positive regulation of satellite cell activation involved in skeletal muscle regeneration; positive regulation of myoblast proliferation. The coding region runs from base 419 to 1120 and encodes 233 amino acids. NCBI's taxonomy places the organism in Eukaryota, Metazoa, Chordata, Mammalia, Primates, Hominidae.